Molecule: messenger RNA, 5204 nt
Organism: Canis lupus familiaris (dog)
Lineage: Eukaryota; Metazoa; Chordata; Mammalia; Carnivora; Canidae
Gene: TACO1
Product: translational activator of cytochrome c oxidase I
Exons: 5
Coding region: 217-1113 (298 amino acids)
Cellular component (GO): mitochondrion
Source: RefSeq, a predicted model, not a curated record
AUUAUCCAGGGCACUCAACCCCGGCUUCCGGGGAUGGGAUCGGGUGUUUCGCGUUCCGCCCCGGGCCGGCCUGAGCCCCGAGGUCUCUGGUGACGGGUGGACGCGGGAGGCGGCCUCAGGCUCAGGACCUGCUUGCUCCCGCCACGGGCGCCACGGGCUGACCUUGGCCGCCGCUCAUUGGCUGCUCUUGCUGACCUUGGUCCAAGGUCGGGGUCGAUGGCAACUUGGGCCGCCUCAAGCCUGAGCAGGGUCGCUGCCGGGUGCCUGUGGGGGGCGCGAGGCCCCGGGGUCCGGGCGGCUCUUCCUCCCACCCUCGCGGCCUCCCAGCCUGAGCCCACGGGCCGCAUCCCCGUUCCGGGCAGGACGCUGCACCUGACCGCGGCGGUCCCCGCCGGGCACAACAAGUGGUCCAAAGUCCGGCAUAUCAAGGGUCCCAAGGAUGCCGAAAGGAGUCGCAUCUUCUCCAAGCUCUGUUUGAGCAUCCGCCUGGCAGUUAAAGAAGGAGGCCCCAACCCUGAGCUCAAUAGCAGUCUGGCCAACAUCUUAGAGGUGUGUCGCAGCAAGCACAUGCCCAAGUCAACGAUUGAAGCAUCGCUUAAAAUGAGGAAAGCCAAGGAUGUUUAUUUGCUGUAUGAGGGCCGAGGCCCUGGUGGCUCUUCUCUGCUCAUUGAGGCAUUAUCUAACAGUGGCUCCAAAUGUUAUUCAGACAUCAGACAUAUCCUGAACAAGAAUGGGGGAAUGAUGGCUGAUGGAGCUCGCCACUCUUUUGACAAAAAGGGGGUGAUCAUGGUUGGAGUGGAGGACAGAGAGAAAAAAGCUGUGAACCUAGAGCGUGCCCUGGAGCUGGCAAUUGAAGCAGGAGCUGAAGAUGUCAAGGAAACUGAAGAUGAAGAGGAAAAGAACGUUUUUAAAUUUAUAUGUGAUGCCUCUUCACUGCAUCAAGUGAGGAAGAAGUUGGACUCCCUGGGCUUGUGUUCUGUGUCCUGUUCACUAGAAUUCAUCCCCAACACAAAGGUGCAGCUGGCUGACGCUGACCUGGAGCAGGCCGCCCUUCUCAUCCAGGCUCUUGGCAACCAUGAAGAUGUGAUCCAGGUCUAUGACAACAUUGAGUAACCAGGCUCUCUGUGCCCCUGGGGUCCUUCCUAGGCAACCUGCAGCUCAUUCUGGAGCAUAGGCUUCUGCAGCAACUCUGAGAUUGAAGCAGAUUGGAGGCCUAGCAGGUUAGGAGGCAUAAAAUCAAGACCUGGAGCUUUGUGGCCAAGGGAGUCACUGCAUCUCAAUGGGGCCUCUUUGUCAGCUCUGCUGGUGUCUCGCAGCCCUGCUGGAUGCAAAGUGGAGCCAACCAGCUAAUCAGAUUCUGAUCUUAGGAAGUUGGCCCUUGUGGGAAUGGCAGGUGCCCUGAAGGCCCUUGUACUAGAAACUGCUCUUAUAUAAUAUAACUGAUCUGGGUUGCUAAACUCAUAGUGUAUAGCUCUUGCAUUUUCCUGGGUUUUUAUCCAGCUAUUGGGACCCUCUUGACUUCCUUUGAAGUCUGUAGGUUUAGUUCCACUACUCCAGUCCCAGGACUUUUUUUUUUUUUUUUUAAUUGACCAGAGAAAUGUAGAUCUCUACAGGCACCACUCUGUGCUGGUCUGGUGGCCCAAAUGUGUCAUUUGUCAUGCAAAUAGUAUUUGUCAAACACUUAUGUACCAGGAACUGUAUUUAACAGGAGCACAGGGGAUCCCUGGGUGGCUCAGCGGUUCAGCACCUGCCUUUGGCCCAGGGCGUGACCCUGGAGUCCUGGGAUCGAGUCCCGCAUCGGGCUCCGGGCAUGGAGCCUGCUUCUCCCUCUGCCUGUGUCUCUGCCUCUCUCUCUCUCUCUCUCUCUCUCUCUCUCAUGAAUAAAUAAAUAAAUAAUUAAAAAAAAAUAAAAUUAAAAAAAAAAAAAACAGGAGCACAAACUGUUCAGUUGGUACUCUGUGUUAGAUCCUGCUCUAAGACAUAGGACCUCUGAGGUCAGACACAGGACUUCUGUCUGCUGGAGCUAUCCUAGGGCAGCAGGAGCUAUACAUGCAUCCUUGUUAUUUUCGUGUGGUCUCUGUGCCCUCCUUCUGCCAAAGAGCUUAAGGCUCUAACUCAGUAGGAAAUCCAGUGCCAAUGUUAAGGGACUCCCAGGCCCUGCUUCAUCCAGACCCCCUUGUGUUCUGAGAUUGAUCAGAGCAGACCUUUCAGCAUAUUGGACUGCUCUCAGGAGAGGCGAUGACAAGCUGGUUCUCAAAGCUACUUGGUUACCAGAAUGCCCACUCGAGCCCCUUUUCAUCCCUGCUGGCAAAUGAUGGGGCAUUGGCAACUGGAGAGGAAAUGAGAAUAGAAGGAAGGGUGAAGGACUGACUCAGAUCCUGGCAAGCUGGGAAAUAGGGCCCUUUAUUUAUUUAUUUAUUUAUUUAUUUUUUUUGCCCUUUAUACCUUUUCCCCUUAAGUGUCACUUUUGAGUUUAGAAAGACCAGGAGUGCCAAUCACCUAUUAAAUAUGUCAGGAGCCCAUUAAAUAUGUCAGGCCUGGAAUGGCUUUUUGAUCCCUGUUAUUUACCUACUCUUAAGUUGUUUAAACCAUUUCUGAGAUCAGAAUAAUUUUCCUGAAGGAGCUUCAGGUAAAUGAGGAAAAGAACAAAAUCCAAAUUGGCUGACUAUAAAUAAUAACUUCAGCUUCUAGGAAAAACCGGUUACUAAUUCCAUGAUGACUUUAGCAGUUGGAGAGCAAAGGCUAAGGAAAGAAAAAAAAAACAAUGAAAUAAUCCAUGAAAAUGCCAAAGCAUAUGCUCUUCCACCUCACUUCAUAAUCAUGAUACUACCUGGCAUUCUUUAGUUUGUUUUGUUUUUUAAAAGUUAGUGUGUGUGUGUGUGUGUGUGUGUGUGUGUGUGUGUGUGUGUGUGAGAGGAAGAGGGAGAAUCCCAGGCAGGCUCCAUACUCAGUACACAGCCUGAUAAUCGGGCUCAGUCUCAACCUGGAGAACAUGACCUGAGCCAAAAUCAAGAGCCAGACACUUUGACUGAGCCACUCAGGUGCCUCACAUUCUUUAGUUUUUAUAGGAGAUAACUCAUCAAAAUAUCUGAUGAGCACAUUCUUAAAAUAGUGCAAUUUAAAGUUUAAGUGCUGCUUUGUAAUUUAUAGAAUACUUUCUUAUGUUAUUUGAUUUUCACAGCAAGACUGAAAUAAUCAGGCCAAUUUUAUGCACAAAUGGUCACAUAGCAAGCAGGUGAGAAUAGGCCUAAUACUACAUCUUACAUUGAUCUUGGUUUAUAAAAAUAGCUGUUUUGUAAAUGUUGAUUAUAAUUAUGAUAUAAUUUGGAAGAAUCUCCUAAUUUCUGGUCUGAGAAGUCUGCACCAGGAGAGCCUACUGUGGAAGGGAACUUGGCUAAUCAUGUACUUGUGAAUAGUCCUCUAAUAGAUAGGAUUUAAGGAUUUUUGUAACUAGUUUUCUUACAGCAGGGCUUUGGAUGGCUCUGCACUGACCCCUGGUGGUGCCCUGCAGUCUUUCCUGCAGCUAGCAUGGCAAAGGCAGAAAUGAAACCUUAUUUGGACCUGUACUGCCUCUAACUCUGCUAACGAGACCCUUAGCUACAUAGGUUAAAUAACUAUUUAACUGAAUAGUUAAGCAGAGAGAAUAUGAGUUAUUCUGCCACUAAAAAUUAUUUUCUAAAGAAUAUUUUAUGUCAGAAAAUGUUUACAGUGUAAUGUUAAAUGGAAAACAAAGAUGUAAAACUCUGUAUAGUAUGAUCCAAAUUUUAAAAUAUAGUCAUACUUUAUCUAUGGACUUAAAAAGACUAGAAGGAAGUGUAUCAGAAUCUCAAAACUGGUUAUCUCUGGGUGGUGAUGUCACUUUUCAACAAUCAUAUAUUUAAUCAGGGGGAACAUUUUUUAAAAAAGAAAACAAGUCACAUUAUUGUCCAGCUAGGGAGACAGCAUGUGAGAGGCCAGGAGUCAGGCAUACCUUAAAGUCAAAAGAAUGAGAUCUGGUCUUGGCUUGCCUUUGCCUUAUCUUUGGUCAUUGUCUUAGCAGACAGAAUCAUUCAAUGCCUUGCAGCUGGCUUCGGCUCACUUUCAAGUGACCUUUCCAUGGGAUGGAAGUAUUUGUGAUAGGUUCCAUCCAUAGCCUUGACUCUUACAGGAAGCGUUCACGUGGUACAUAGCUGCCUUCCUUCUGCCAGAGGCCUCAGCCAACAGUGGAAAUUCAUAGGCUGAGUUACUCUUUUGGGGUUUUUUUCUGUUUUGUUUUUUUUGCUUUACUCUCUGAUACUUAGAGCACAAGAGUCAAUAAAACUUCACACUCGAAGAGACCCCAACUUGUAGACUUUUAUUUGAAUUGCUGGGGACACUUCUGGAACCCUUCUGAAGAGGAAAUAAAUGACCCAGUAGGUCUGGCCAGGGCAAGUGUUAGGAUAGAUACCACACUAGUUUUGACCCAAACCGCUUUCUUCCUUAUGCCCUCCCCAGACACUGAGGAGGAUAGUAGUUUUUACUUUUCCUCUUGUCUUUCUUUUGUCCAUGUGAAAGAGGUAACAUCUAUGGUUUUUGAAUGAGUAAGUGAACCUCAACUGGAGGGAUUCCCUUCCUCCUAAAAUAUAACCACCAUUAACAAUCUACUCUGUAUUCUACUUAUUGGAACCAAUCUACUGGGGAACAAAUUUCAACUCUUAAUUGCCAGAAACCUUGGACAAGAACUUAACCUCUUUGCACCUCUUUGUCUAUAAAAUUAGGAUAAUAGUACCUAUCUCAUAGGGCUAUUUUGAGAAUUAAGUAAGUUAACCUAUGUUAAUCACUUAAAAGAGUGCCUGGCAAUAGUAAGUGCUCAAUAAAUGUUGGCCUUUUUCCCCCCACUAAGUUUGAAUGAACAUUUUUUAAAAACUGAAAUGUGAUCACCCUGUACGUUUCUGCUUUAUGAGUUUUUGUUUUUUUCACUUCACAAUGUAUCCUGGAUGCUGCAAUGAACAUUACUUAUCUUUGCUCACUUGCAAAGUGUUCCUUAGGAUAAAUUUAAAGUGGAAUUUAUAAAUGAAAAGCAAUUUUUCUCUAUUAGUUAAUGUCAGUAAUAUAUAAAAUAUCAUGGUUGUAAAAAUCUUCAGUGGUAUACAUAUCAUUCAUUAACAAUGCAGAUAAAAUAACUGGUUGAACUGGUGAUUGAAUAUAUUCUUUACCUCUGAAUUAAAGGAAUUGUCAUCAGGGUG